Messenger RNA from Ruditapes philippinarum (Manila clam), 1296 nucleotides. Its product is annotated as neuronal acetylcholine receptor subunit beta-3-like. Gene Ontology annotation, molecular function: transmembrane signaling receptor activity; extracellular ligand-gated monoatomic ion channel activity; neurotransmitter receptor activity. Gene Ontology annotation, cellular component: membrane; neuron projection; synapse. Lineage: Eukaryota; Metazoa; Mollusca; Bivalvia; Venerida; Veneridae. Bases 10 to 1296 code for a protein of 428 amino acids. The record is from RefSeq and is a predicted model, not a curated record. Gene Ontology annotation, biological process: nervous system process; chemical synaptic transmission; regulation of membrane potential. The transcript has 2 exons.
AUUAGAAUAAUGAAAAGAAGUUACACUGAUAAAGCUAUAUUUUACACGAUUAUUAUAAAAAUUAUCGGGACAUCGCUUGGGCAGACAUACACUGAAAUGGACUCUUUACUAGGACAUUUAUUCAAUGCUUCAAGAUAUAACAAAUUUGUUAGACCUCUCCACAACCAGACUCAUGUUAUCAAGGUAAAUUUUACUCAUAUUAUAAAAAGCAUUGAAGAAUUCGACAUCGCAUCUGGAGAGCUGCUUAUCACAAGCUGUUUUGAAAUCAAAUGGAUAGAUGAGAUGCUUCUUUGGGACCCGGCUUUGUACAGAGGUAAAUCAAAGAUCCCUUUACCCAAAGGAAUGUACUGGAAACCAGAGUUUUAUUUAACAAAUGGACCAGCAAAUGAAGACUCUUCGAUUUACGGCAGCGGAUUUGCACCUGCAUGGGCAACGUAUAAAGGAUUGGUAAAGGUAAUUCCAGCAGGAAGUUAUCAGACGAAAUGUAAUAUUGACACUACAUCAUAUCCUUAUGAUAUUCAUACUUGUAUUUUUCGAUUUGUUGUGUCGAACCACGACUCUUCAGAUCUGAUACUCAAUUCUCCAAAACCGGCUGUUUAUCUAAGUGGUUUAAAAGAACAUGGUGAAUGGGAAAUUAAAACCUUUAAUGCACAGAUAUUGCAUGUAAAAGAAAAUCACAUAGAAGAUGUAACAUUUCCAAUGUUUCAAACAUCAUUGUAUUUGAAAAGAAGACCAACCUUUGAAAUCAUUACUGCAUUCGCUCCUUUAACGCUUAUGUCUUGUCUAAAUAUGGCAACUUGUUUUAUACGACCUGACUCUGGUGAAAGGUUAUCAUUUGCAAUAACAUUAUACUUAUCAUUGGUCUUAACUGCAACAGCAGUAACUGAAACGAUUCCAAAAAAUUCUCUGAAAAUGCCCUACUUUUCGUACCAAGUUCUAAUGAUCAAUUGUAUCAAUACAGUUGGAGUCUUAUGGAGUAUAUUUGUUGUACAUUUUGCAAAUAAAUCAAGGAUGCCACAUUGUCUUCCAAGAUUUCUUGUGAAAUUGGUCAUGAAACGGAGACAGAAAAAUGCAAAUUUUAAAAUUGAAAGAGAAAAGUCUAGAUUAUCAAUGACGUCAUUUGAACACGCAGAUAAUAAUGAAACAGAUAUCAAAGCAGAAAAUGCAGAAAAAUGUUCUUACAUGAAAGGGCAAGAAGUGGCAGAGGCUCUUGAUGUAAUCUAUUUCUGGGUUGUCAUGCUUUGUUUAAUGGUAUUAAAUGCUAUAUUUGGAAUACUUCUUUUCAGAAAUGUGUAG